Molecule: messenger RNA, 2957 nt
Organism: Cervus elaphus (red deer)
Lineage: Eukaryota; Metazoa; Chordata; Mammalia; Artiodactyla; Cervidae
Gene: B4GALNT2
Product: beta-1,4-N-acetyl-galactosaminyltransferase 2
Exons: 11
Coding region: 196-1677 (493 amino acids)
Biological process (GO): UDP-N-acetylglucosamine metabolic process; UDP-N-acetylgalactosamine metabolic process
Cellular component (GO): Golgi membrane
Molecular function (GO): hexosyltransferase activity
Source: RefSeq, a predicted model, not a curated record
GACCUCUCCCCUUCCUUAGCCAGAGACUUCCUUCAUCCCACAUUCCUUGAAGAGUGAGAAAGAACCCUGCCCCCAGGCUCCCAACUGGUGCCAAGGAAUUUAAAGCUGGCAAGUCCUCAACAAACUUGACUUUCCGUUCACAUAUGGACCGCUGGAAUUGUGAACAAAAGCUCUAGAUGUCUGUGGAUCCUCAAGAUGUCGGUCUUAUUCUUGGCCCUGGGCAUUGUGUUAUUUAUGUUCAGAAGUGUGUACUUGUAUCCAGAAUCCAGCAGCAACAAAGCACCACUCCCUCAGCCUAGUCUGGCUGCCGGAAUGCUGAAGCUUCUCCCUGAGGAACAUAUCAAGAACCUGUUUACCCACGAUGGAAUCUGGCUCUUCCCGAAAAACCAGUGCAAAUGCGAAGCCUUGAAACAUCAGGAAAGCUAUAACUUUGAGAAUGCCUAUGGCCAGACUGACCUCCCUGCGGUGAAAAUGAGGAGACAAGCUGAAUUUGAACACUUUCAGAGGAGAGAAGGGCUGCCUCGCCCACCGCCCCUGCUGGCUCAGGCCAACCUCCCCUUUGGAUACCCAGUCCACGGGGUGGAGGUGAUGCCCCUGCACACAAUUCCCAUCCCAGGUCUCCAGUUUGAAGGACCAGACGCUCCCAUCUAUAAGGUCACCCUGAAAGCUUCUCUGGGGACACUGAACACCCUCGCUGACACCCCAGACAAUGUGGUGCAGGGCAGAGGCCAGAAGCAGCUGACCAUUUUGACCGGUAGCCGGAAGGUUUUGAAUUUCAUCCUCCAGCACGUGACAUAUACCAGCACAGAGUACCAGCACCACAGGGUGGAUGUGGUGAGUCUGGAGUCCAACUCCUCAGUGGCCAAGUUUCCAGUGACCAUCCGCUUUCCUGUUAUGCCCAAGUUAUAUGACCCUGGACCAGAGAGGAAGCUCAGAAACCUGGUAUCCAUUGCCACCAAAACUUUCCUCCGUCCCCACAAGCUCAUGACCAUGCUCCAGAGCAUUCGUGAGUAUUACCCAGACUUGACCGUGAUUGUGGCUGAUGACAGCAAGGAGCCCCUGAAAAUUAAUGACAGCCAUGUGGAGUAUUACACUAUGCCCUACGGCAAGGGCUGGUUUGCUGGUAGGAACCUGGCCAUAUCUCAGGUCACCACCAAAUACGUUCUCUGGGUGGACGACGACUUUCUCUUCAGUGACAAGACCAAGAUUGAGGUGCUGGUGGAUGUCCUGGAGAAGACCGAACUGGAUGUGGUAGGUGGCAGUGUGCUUGGAAAUAUGUUCCAGUUUAAGCUGUUCCUGGAGCACAGUAAGAACGGGGACUGUCUCCAUCGGCGGACAGGAUUUUUCCGGCCCCUGGACGGCUUCCCCAACUGCGUGGUGACCAGCGGCGUUGUUAACUUCUUCCUGGCCCACACAGAGCGGCUCCAAAGAGUUGGCUUUGACCCCCGCCUGCAGCGAGUGGCUCACUCAGAGUUCUUUAUUGAUGGGCUCGGGAGCCUGCUCGUGGGGUCCUGCUCAGAUGUGAUUAUAGGUCACCAGCCCCAUUCUCCAGCGGAGGACCCAGACCUGGCAGCUCUGGAGAAGACCUACAACAUAUACCGGACCAACACCAAUAAUGAGAUCCAGUUCAAGCUAGCUCUCCACUACUUCAAGAACCGUCUCCAAUGUGCCACAUAAAGAUGCCUGGGCAUUGGCAAAGUGCUGUGUCAACCAGUUGCAAGUAUCUAAAACAGGAACUGGAGAAUGAGCUACGAAAAAUGUGAACUCCUGAUAAGAUGAAUAGGGCAGAUGGGUCUGGCUCAGUUGCUGUAGGUCAUUAGAAAUGGACCAAUCACAGAUUAGGGUAAUGGAGAUUGUAUUAAUAAUUAUUAUUAUUGAUCACCAUUUGUGAAUCACUUGUACACACCUGAUGCGAAGACCUGACUCAUUUGAAAAGACCCUAAUGUUGGGAAAGAUUGAAGGCAGGAGGAGAAGGGGACAACAGAGGAUGAGAUGGUUAGAUGGCAUCACCGACUCAAUGGACAUGAGUUUGGGUAAACUCCGGGAGUUGGUGAUGGACAGGGAGGCCUGGCGUGCUGCGGUUGAUGGGGUCACAAAGAGUCAGACAUGACUGAGUGACUGACCUGAACUGAACUGAACUGUGCAUAUAGUGGUGGUGGUGGUGGUUUAGGCACCAAGUCGUGUCCAACUCUUGUCUCACAUCAUCUCAUGCAAAAGAGCACAUGAUGGGCUGGUAUCCUUGAUCAAAAGGAUUGGUAUCCUUCUGGGUCCUUGAGGGUUAUUUGGUGGGUAUUACAUCACAGAUCAUCUCCAGCAUCAACUAUCAUCCACAAAUUUUUAUUUGGUCCUACUUUGUGGACUCAAAUAAUGUGAAUAACCCAGAGUCCUUAACCUUGAGGAAGUGGCAGCCUGGUUCAGUUCAUUCCAUUAGUAGCAUUCAGCAGCCAGGCUCAGAGGAUCAGAGGAGAGAGAGCUCACAAGGGCAGGUGAGGAGGGCUCUGUGGAGUCAGCUUACCUGGAGUCCAGCACAUGGAUGGGAUGUAGGAAGGUGGAGGGUAGAAAUCACUGGGGUAGUCCACUCACUGCUGGAAUAAAGCUUUUCCUGGCAUCAGAUGCGUACCAUAAAGACACACUCCAGAAUGCCUGGGAUUGAACUUGGAACUUGUGCUGAGUUACUUUGUAAGCGCAGUGGCCAAGCCACUAAAUUCCAGGGCCUUAAGAUCAGUUGCUUACUACUCAAGAUUGAUGUCAUCUGCAGAAUGGAGCCAUCAUGACGACACGGGUUUUCUCUGUUAUCUUGGGAGUCAGUGGAUUCUCCCACUGCUGCACUGCUUUUUUCUACUCUUUCCUACUGAAGACAGCCACGGUAGCUCAAAAUCUCUGAAAAAUGUGUGAGAUGUUAAUUCAUGAAAAAUGUUUUGGUAUUAUUAAAUUAUUAAAAAUAAUUUUUAAAAAUA